AAACUUCUUUUUGAUCCAAUCUUUGUAAAAAACCAAAAAUGAAAUGUUUGUUGUGUAGCAGCUUUACGGGCCGAAAUUUAUCAACAAAAAAAAUAAAUAUUAAUCAUUCGAAUUGACUCUUGUUUGAUUAAUUCUUGACAAAAUGAAUUUCCUUAUAAUAAUCUUAUCUUUGAUAUCUUUUAUAGUCUAUAAAAUUUAUCAAAAAUUAAGAGUACCUAAAGGACUUGAAAAUGUGCCAACAAUAAGUAGCACCGGCUUUAUUAUUGAAUUACUUAAUAAAGCUGGACCAGACAAGCGUUGGGAAAAAAUGAAAGAUCUUGUAGAAAAAGAAGGAAUUGGGAAGUUUUGGUUCAAUGGAGAAUGGAUGGUCAUGAUAACCGAUUUGGGAUUAGUAAAAGACAUAAUUACAAAAUCUGAUUUAUAUCCCAAGAUCCCUCUCGAAGAAUCAUUCCCUGGAUCUUUAAUUGCUCAAUAUUAUGGUACAAACGUAGUAAUGUCCAACGGUGAUGUUUGGAGACGCCACCGUCGUAUUACAAAUCCUUCUUUUCGAAGUUUACCAGUACAUGUAUUUGUUGAAUCUGUUAUGAAACUGUUAGAUGUCAUGGAAAAAGUUGAUAAUGAACCUAUAGAGAUCAAAAAUUUCAUGCAUAGUUUGACUUUAGAUGUACUUGGUAGAGCUGCUUUUGGUUUUGAUUUUAACAAUCUUGAAGAUCCAAAAAAUGUAUAUGUCACUACUUAUAAUGAAGUAUUAAAAGAAUUGGGAAAUCCAUUAUAUUUUGUUAUCCCAUUUCUUUCAUAUCUUCCGCGUCCUGAAGCACUUAAGAAGAUGACAAAACUUAAUAAUUUAUAUGAUGGACUUGUUGAAAAAAAACGUCAAUCAAUGAAAUCAGGAGAGUUAGAUGAAAAGAUAAAUAAUAAUUCUGCCGAUUUAUUAGAGCAUAUGAUAAGUGCUUGCAAUGAUCCAGAAAAUCCAACUUUGACAAAUGAUGAAUUACGGUAUAAUCUUGCAAUUUUUAUGUUAGCUGGUCAUGACACUACCGCAAAUUCCUUAACAACCAUAUUGUAUCUUUUGGCUAUCCACAAGGAUGCGCAAAAAAAAGUGCGUGAUGAAAUCUUACGCGUUCUUGGUGAUAAUUUAAUGCCAAGCAUGGAGCAACAUAAAGAAUUAAAAUAUAUGAACAUGGUUAUAAAUGAAAAUCUAAGAUUAUAUCCUCCGAUUGCACAAUUAUCAGUAAGAAAAAAUGUACAGGAUGUUAAAUUUGACGAUCAUAUAAUUCCAGCCCAAACACCUUUAUUUUUAUCUGUUUAUGGAAUUCAUCAUUCGUCAAAAAAUUGGGAGAAUCCCGAAGAAUUUAUUCCUGAAAGAUUUGAGAAUGAAAAACAUGAUCAUUUUGCUUGGUUAGGUUUUGGUGGUGGUAGUAGAGCAUGUUUAGGAAAUAAUUUCUCACUUAUUGAACAGAGAAUAACUCUAUGCGCUUUAUUAAGAAAAUAUGAAGUGUCCUUACCAGCAGAUAGUAUUCACAAGGAUAAGUUACAAAUUGAACCUGAUAAUAGUGGAACUAUGGGACCAUAUCCAAUACCUUUAAUCUUUAAAAGAAGAACAGAAUGAGGACAAUUAUUAUUUAGUUAAUUAAUUUAAGUGGGUCUAAGGGUUAGGGAAUAAAUUAACGCUCAAACACACACAAGUUGGUAUGGAGUUAAAGUCUUACAAACUAAAAAUUAUUUUUGCCACUUAAUUCUAUAUUAUAAGUAGUUUUAAUGGAACUAAAUAAUGAAUAUUUAUUAUAAUUUUACAUAUGAUUAGCUGCUAGUUUUUAAUAAUCAUAUACUGUUAAGUUUCUUAGUAAAAAUUUAAUAAAUCUCUCGUAACU
Molecule: messenger RNA, 1871 nt
Organism: Rhizophagus irregularis DAOM 181602=DAOM 197198
Lineage: Eukaryota; Fungi; Glomeromycota; Glomeromycetes; Glomerales; Glomeraceae
Source: RefSeq, a predicted model, not a curated record